This is a messenger RNA of Opisthorchis viverrini, 198 nucleotides long. RefSeq lists its product as hypothetical. The record is from RefSeq and is a predicted model, not a curated record. NCBI's taxonomy places the organism in Eukaryota, Metazoa, Platyhelminthes, Trematoda, Opisthorchiida, Opisthorchiidae. The transcript has a single exon. Bases 1 to 198 code for a protein of 65 amino acids.
AUGAAUGAUUCCGUAAAACCUAAGACUACGCAACCAUCUGGUUGUCUGCGGCACAGUUAUGCCAACAUGCGAAUUGACAAAAUGUCCAACUGUCGUUUGAUCUUGCACAUCCGACAACGUAGUUUCGUAUUGGUCAAUCGAAAUCUACUCAAUCAGUCAGAAGACCGUUUGUGCAGACCCAAACCAGACGAUGCAUAA